Strongylocentrotus purpuratus (purple sea urchin) is the source of this 2168-nucleotide messenger RNA. RefSeq names its product UDP-glucuronosyltransferase 2C1. Gene Ontology annotation, molecular function: UDP-glycosyltransferase activity. Lineage: Eukaryota; Metazoa; Echinodermata; Echinoidea; Camarodonta; Strongylocentrotidae. The record is from RefSeq and is a predicted model, not a curated record. The transcript has 4 exons. Bases 294 to 1919 code for a protein of 541 amino acids.
UUAUACAAUAAUCCCCGCACAGCGAAGGUCUUUAGUACGUCCAUCUUACGCAAGCAUGUUUUACUGAAAUGUCUUAUUUAUCUAAGGUCGUUGGUAGGCCUGUUGUUUGCACGACUGUUUAAUAAAUAGAACUUAAUGUGUAUGUGCCGGAUCACGGUGAGACCCAAUCGUAGAGUCUAUUGGAUCAAGGAGUUACAAGGUCCACAGUUUUGCUGAUGAAAGCAUGCAAAUUGUGAAUGCUUUGUCAAAGCUAACGGAAUAUAUUUCAAUUGACAGACAUACGGCAUCCGAUCAUGGAUGUACAAACGUUUUGUAGCUUUAUUGUCCUGUUCAUGUCAAUAAUUUGGCCGGCUGUCUCCGGUUUCAAUAUCUUGGUCUCAUCCGUGUACGGCGAGGGAAGCCAUUUUCUAGCAGGGGCGGCUGUAGGCCAAGGCUUGGCUGACAAGGGUCAUAAUGUGACUGUUCUCAUAAGUAGGGCCUACGAACAUCGGGCCAAGGAUCCCAAAUAUUCCAACCUAUCCUUUCUCAUCUUCAAUCAUCGCAAUAGAUCGCUGCAGGAUGUGCGUGACAUGUUUUUCCAUGCUAACACCAUGGCGUUUGACAGCGCAGAGAGUCAAAUGUUGGAGCUCUUUUCUCUCUUUAGCGAGUCGAUGGCCGACGAUUGCGUGGGUGUUCUUCAUGACGUCGACAUAAUGAAGCAACUGAAAGGCAUGGACGCCAUCAUCAUGGAUCCCGUUUGGUUGUGUGGUAUCGUGAUGGGAGCUGUCAUUGAACGUGACCUCAAUCACAGCAAACAAAUCAAGAUGAUAUCCAUGACGCCAAACAUUCCUGAUGGAGCCAUGUUACAGUCUAUUGGAUCCUACUUCAAUUCUGCCUUUCAACCGGAAAUAUCCACUGGCUAUACCAACAGAAUGACCUUCCUGCAGAGGGUCACCAAUAUCUUCUUUACCAGUUUGACGAUCAUACUUUCACAGUACAUCUUUAUACCACCGUAUCAAAAAGUCGCAAGGAACAUGGGUUUUGAUCAGCAGGACCUCGACCUGAACUUAUGGACUUGGCACAAAUUAUUUGAUCUUCAUCUCAUCAACAUUCAUAUGUCCUCAGAUUUUCCUUUCCCACUUUCACCGAAUGUUAUUUUGAUAGGAGGGGGUCUUACUGUCAGACCACCAGCAAAGCUUGAUCAGGAGUUAGAAGAGUUCGUGAAUAGCUCGGGAGACGAAGGGGUUAUCGUGUUCACGCUUGGCACGUAUUUCGCCUCAGUUACCAAGUUUCAGCCAAAGUUUGUCGACAUGUUUGCCGAAGCUUUCCGAAGAUUACCUCAGAAAGUAAUUUGGCAGUUGAAAGAACUUCCAAAGAAGGAGUUACCUCCCAAUGUGAAAGCUUUGCCAUGGGUUCCGCAGAAUGAUCUUCUAGGUCAUCCCAAGCUUCGUGUGAUUAUAACCCAUGGUGGCAACAACGGGUUCCAGGAGGCCUGCAGCUAUGGUGUACCCAUGGUCAUUAUCCAUUUCCUCGGCGAUCAGUACGACGUCGCAGCCAGGGUCGAGGCCCGGGGCAUGGGCAGGAGCAUCGACAAGUUUGCACUCAGCGCAGAUGUCAUUUAUGAGACACUCUAUGACGUCAUCAAUAAUCCAAGGUAUGCAAAGGUUGCCAAAGAGGUUUCUUCUAUCAUCAAGAAUGAUCCAAUGUCUGGAAAAGAACGCGCUGCAUUCUGGGUUGACCAUGUGAUCAAAUAUGGCGGGGAUUAUCUCAGGUCGCCUGCAACAGAACUCUCUUUCAUUCAAUUCUAUAUGCUAGAUGUCUUAGCAUUUCUCCUCACCGUACUUUGUAUUGUGUUAUUAAUUGCAUUUGCCUGUUUACGAUUUGUUAUUUCCCUUUGUUAUCGAGUUGUUUUUGGCAGUACCAAAUCUAAAACAGAUUAAAGACUAUGACUUAAAAUUUUAGGGUUCAUAAGUAGGUAUUCAAAUAAUGCAUAACUAUUUAUGCCAUAAUUAUCAUUAAUUAGAUAGGACACCUUUGAUUUUCCCGAUAUUACUGAUUGAACAAUUAAGGUGGAACGAAGGGGAGUAGGUUUGUGGGUGUAUCUGUUUCAAAAGUUUAAAAGUAAUUUAAUAAAAAAAGGGACGGAUCCAGAAUUCUCUAGCAAAAGGGGGACAUGAAUCCGGGGAAUC